Pelmatolapia mariae (spotted tilapia) is the source of this 941-nucleotide messenger RNA. RefSeq lists its product as uncharacterized. Bases 44 to 367 code for a protein of 107 amino acids. The transcript is spliced from 4 exons. The record is from RefSeq and is a predicted model, not a curated record. Lineage: Eukaryota; Metazoa; Chordata; Actinopteri; Cichliformes; Cichlidae.
CUCGCUCACUCUACAGCCACACAAUCUGGAUCAAGCGUUCAAGAUGCAGCAGCAGGGAAAGAUGUCUUCUGAUUCCCUGUCAGAUACGCGGUGUCCGCUGAGACACCGGAUGGCACGUGGUCAUUCCUAUGAAGAGCGAAGUGUGUGGAACCCAAAGUACUGUGUGGUUGCUGACUGUCAGAUGCUGCUUCUGAAUGAAGAGGAGGUGCAGAGGCGCUCUGCGUCAUCCAGGGGACAUCUCCUGCGUCGCACCAUCAGCGUCCCGGUGGAAACACAGUUUCCAGAAUUCCACAGCCAGCUGUCCACCGAGAGCGGUACAUGUGUGGACAGUUGUGUCACUGAAAUCUGUCGAAAUCAGUCCAAAUGAGACGCCACUACCAGCUUUCCAACCGAUGCUGUGCCGGUGUGGAGCCAGCUGUGCUAUGGUGCUUUUGGAUGACAAGCUCCGACUCCAUGAUUGCUGCACAUGCUUUAUGCUCAAGUUUUUUUAGUUUUGUGAUCCCCCCCCCCUCCCCAUUUAUCUGUUUUAGUUUUGGGAAAGAUUUAGAGAUGUGUAUUUAGUAUUUACAACGACAUCACAGUUACAAGAUUCUGUGUAAGGGAUGAGACCUCAAGAGACUGUUGCAUAUGUAUUUUUGAGACUUCCCUUCUCGAAGGUGAACUGGUUUUAUUUUUAUUUAUUUUUUUACACUUAUUACUGAAAUACAUGUUUUAAAACAAACUUUUAAAAGAAAUUUUUGCAGAUUGCACUCACAUGCUGGUGCACCCUGUUUAGUAAACCUGGCUCUUAGACUUUAAGGCUUGGUUCAUUUGGAGUGGAAUUUGCAGCUUUCACCAACCAUCACCAUCAGAGGGAGCCAUUUAGCUCAUUUUAACAUCUAACUCUACUUUUCCAGACUAAGUCAGUUUUACAAGGGUGGGCUGCAGAUGAGAGCAGAUGA